AUGGAGUAUGUGUUGGUAUCUGGUGUUGCUGUGGAGCUCAGCUCUGUUGACAGACUCAAACUCAAGGUGGCCAAGGCUCUGAACCUGAAGUUUCCAAGCAAGUUUACAGGUCUGCCAAUACAGCCUUCAGUAGAAUUUGCAUGGCAUGAAUAUUUACAGGAGAAAAAGGUAACUCUUGCGAACUGAGAGGUGAGGCUGUAUACCACCUCAGUGAUGUGCUUCAUGGAUGACCUGCUGCUGGGGGAUGAGAAGGAACUGCUCAAGUGGGCUUACCAUGAGUAGGACUAUCAUGACUAGCCUGAUGCACUUUACCAAAUGCUUGCUGAGGAUUUCUACAGAAAAUUUCUGAACAGCCAGCACGUGUUUGUGUACCUGGAGAUAGCCACUGAGGAACAGCCUGUCAGGAGGCUCUGCUUUGAACUCUUUUCAGAUGCAUGUCCCAGGACCUGUGAAAAUUUCCUCUCCCUAUGCUCCCAAGGAGCAAAAUCUCUCCAUGAUGGCCAAGAGCUCACCUACAAAACCUCCCUUUUCAGCCUAGAGAAAAACAAGUGGAUCCAAGGAGGAGACAUUAUAACUGGAAAGGGAGAUGGAGAAGAGUCAAUUUAUGGCCCCACCUUUCAAGAUGAAAAUUUCUCCAUCCAUCAUGAAGGAAGACAGGUCCUCAGGAUGGCCAACAAGGGUCACCACAGCAAUACCUUGGAGUUCUACAUCACCUUCCUGUCUCCUCCCCACCUGAGCAAGAAACACAUGGUUUUUGGACAGAGGCUUCAGCUGGAGGAAACUGAUCAAGGCAUGAAGAUCCUCCAAAGACUGGAAGUCAUAUCUGCAUAUAACAAAAGAUCUACAGUAACCUGCAAGAUUAAACAUGGGACCUUCAAGCCAUGA
Messenger RNA from Acanthisitta chloris (rifleman), 885 nucleotides. It is a transcript of the gene PPIL6, whose product is annotated as peptidylprolyl isomerase (cyclophilin)-like 6. Gene Ontology annotation, molecular function: peptidyl-prolyl cis-trans isomerase activity. NCBI's taxonomy places the organism in Eukaryota, Metazoa, Chordata, Aves, Passeriformes, Acanthisittidae. Gene Ontology annotation, biological process: protein peptidyl-prolyl isomerization. The record is from RefSeq and is a predicted model, not a curated record.